Messenger RNA from Hypomesus transpacificus, 874 nucleotides. RefSeq names its product tetraspanin-1-like. The record is from RefSeq and is a predicted model, not a curated record. The transcript is spliced from 8 exons. Bases 118 to 855 code for a protein of 245 amino acids. NCBI's taxonomy places the organism in Eukaryota, Metazoa, Chordata, Actinopteri, Osmeriformes, Osmeridae. Gene Ontology annotation, cellular component: membrane.
UGUGACGCUGAGGAUAAAGGGGACAUGAGUGAUGCCUCUGUGAGCAGAUACUCCAUUGAGCAGACCUCAACAGACACCACCACCUCAAUACAGCAGUGAUACCACACAGCAGCCAAGAUGUGUUGCAAAGGCUUUCUCAAAGUGAUGAUGUUCGUCUUCAAUUUCUGCAUCUUUGCUGCGGGUGCUACCAUUUUGGGCGUGGGGGUGUGGGUGAAAGUGGACAGCGGCUCUCUACUGGGUGUCCUGAACGACAUCAAGGACGCUCCAUCCGAGCUAGCGCAACUGGCUAACGUGGGCUACCUGCUUAUCGCUAUCGGUGCCGUGUUAGUGGUCAUGGGAUUCCUGGGUUGCUGCGGCGCCAUCAGAGAGAGCAGGUGUAUGCUGCUCAUGUUCUUCAUCAUCGUGCUGAUCAUUUUCAUUGCGGAGGUGGCUGGAGCUGUGAUCAUCCUGGUUUUCCAGCCUGUGUUCCAGAAGCUUCUAGAUGAACUGAGCAGCAAAGUUAUUGGCAGCAUUAGAGAGGACUAUGGAAAGGAGGAAGGUCUGACUGCCCUGUGGAACAGCACAAUGACACAGCUGAAGUGUUGUGGAUACCGCAAUUACACAGAUUUUGAUGGAUCUCCUUUCCUCAGCAGUACCGGAAACAUUUAUCCAGAGACAUGUUGCAAUUCAACAAGUCUAACAUGCAAUGAAGGCACUGCAGCCAUGUCGGAAAUUGACGGCUGCUUUGAGAAGCUGGUGGAUCUGAUAGAGCACAACGCUGUGGUCCUCGGAGCCGUGGCACUAGGCAUCGCUGCUCUGGAGAUUGCUGCCAUGGUGGUAUCGAUGGUCUUGUAUACGGAUAUUGGAAAUAAAUAAAACAAAUGUCCUGGUUCUA